UAACGACAGUAUUUGAUUCUCUCUCUCUCUCUCUCAUUCCUGAACCGCCCGUGUCUUCACUGUGAGCAAGCGCUAGGGUUUUGUUCUUCUUUCCUUUUUCAGCUCUCUUGAGAGAUACCAGCAAAUUUAGUUCCUAUAGCUUUAUACUCAAAAAAUUCAUAGGUCGGUUGUUUCAGAUUUGUUCUAUAGAGUCCAUAUUUUUUUUGGUUUGUAUCUCUUGGUUAUUCAUUUCCGAAUAACGACAAAAAAUGGAGUUUGGACGAAAGAGAAUAGUAGAUGGUGCCUUUGCAGGAAACGGAGGAAUGAAAAAAUCAAGAAAUGAAUCAGAAUCCUUUACGAGUGGUGUAAGAAGCAAAUCAAAGCCAUGCAUGAAGUUUUACAGCACUUCUGGAUGCUCAUAUGGUGAGGGAUGCCACUUUCUUCACUAUGUUCCUGGCUAUAGUGCAAUGAAUCAAAUAUCAAACAUGGGAUCGAACCCAGCAGUUCCCGUUGGAAGGAAUCGUGCCCCUUUUAGUGAUGGUCCUGCUCCAACUAUGAAGUCCAAGCUUUGCAGCAAGUAUAACACUGCAGAAGGAUGCAAGUUUGGUGAUAAAUGCCAUUUUGCCCAUAGUGAGAUGGAGAUUGGGAAGCUAGUGGCACCAGCUUACGAUGAUUUCCAAGCAGCAGGACCUCCGAGUAGGUUUCCUGGGUAUCAUAAACCAUCCCAACCCAGUCCAGCUGCAACAAACUUUGGUGCAUCUGCAACAACUACAAUUAGCAUAGAUGGCGCUCUUGCUGGAACCAUCAUUGGGAGGAAUGGCGUGAACUCAAAACAAAUUUGUCGGCUUACUGGUGUCAAGCUCUCCAUAAAGGAGCAUGAAACAGAUUCCAAUAGAAGGAACAUUGAACUCCAGGGAACGUUUGAUCAGAUUAAUCAGGCCAGUGCUAUGGUCCGGGAUAUCAUAUCAAAUGUUGGUGCCCCUACCGGUGGGCCAAAAAAUACUGGUCCAUUUGCUCGCGGGCCUGCUGGCCCAUUUAAGACAAAGAUGUGUUCGAACUUCUCCAAAGGUUCAUGCACUUUUGGAGAAAAAUGCCAUUUUGCUCAUGGUGCUAGUGAGCUGCAGAAGCCUUUGGCUUGAUCUUCACAGCUUUAUGUAUUAGCGAAGAUUGUUUUACCACAGGAAAUGGGAUAAACAUUGGAAAUGUCUGAAAGAGAAUUAUUUCAUUGCACCGUAUUAGCUUAUCAUGGUCUGAGUUUUGUUCAGUUGUAUUACUAGCCAAUUCUGUCACAGCUGGUUUUGGUAGAACAGAUAGAAUAGUCCUAAUUAAAUGAGCAUUUGCGCGAUAUUCCAUAA
Molecule: messenger RNA, 1334 nt
Organism: Nicotiana attenuata
Lineage: Eukaryota; Viridiplantae; Streptophyta; Magnoliopsida; Solanales; Solanaceae
Product: zinc finger CCCH domain-containing protein 14-like
Exons: 3
Coding region: 249-1118 (289 amino acids)
Molecular function (GO): metal ion binding; mRNA binding
Source: RefSeq, a predicted model, not a curated record